This is a messenger RNA of Acanthopagrus latus (yellowfin seabream), 6990 nucleotides long. It is a transcript of the gene inpp5f, whose product is annotated as inositol polyphosphate-5-phosphatase F. The record is from RefSeq and is a predicted model, not a curated record. The transcript is spliced from 20 exons. Gene Ontology annotation, biological process: phosphatidylinositol dephosphorylation; regulation of endocytic recycling. The coding region runs from base 373 to 3801 and encodes 1142 amino acids. Gene Ontology annotation, molecular function: phosphatidylinositol-4-phosphate phosphatase activity. Lineage: Eukaryota; Metazoa; Chordata; Actinopteri; Spariformes; Sparidae. Gene Ontology annotation, cellular component: clathrin-coated endocytic vesicle; early endosome.
GUCGGAUACGUUUUGAACGCCACACAACAGCAGCUGGGACACCUUCGCGCUUACUCGUGUGUAUUUGCGUUUAAUCUCUCCGGCAUGACUGCGGGACGGGAUGCUUCUCCUGUACAGAAGGGAAUUUAGUUAUCAGUAUGCGUAUAAGCGGAAUAAACAAAUCCGACACGCAUCCAGCUGCUGCCGCUGCUAGCUCGCUAGGUAGCUAGCUGCUGUAGCACACCAGCCCGUGGAGGGGACGAGCUAACCGUGGCUAGCCGGUGCCUGUCUGGUUAGCUACAGUUCACCUCCGAGACGUGGAAGUUGAUAAUUACCUGUACCUGGCUGCUAAGCCAGCUAGUUGCCUACUUUUGUGUAACGUGAGGGGACAAAAUGGAGCUGUUCCAAGCCAAAGACGAGUAUAUUCUUCAGAGUGGGGACCGUGCUCUGUGGUGCAGCCGGAAAGACGGGACUAUGACCGUCAGACCUGCGACUGACCUGCUUUUAGCUUGGAAUCCCGUGUGUUUGGGUUUGGUAGAAGGUGUUAUUGGCAAGAUACAGCUUCACACAGAUCUUCCUCUCGGCCUUGUAUUAAUCCGCCAGAAAGCACUCGUGGGCAUUUUACCAGGCGACCAUAAAGUCUAUAAGAUCACCAAGAUAGCUGUCAUUCCGCUUUCUGAUGAAGAGCCUCAGGAGCUCGAGCUGGAGCUUUGCAAGAAGCAUCACUUUGGAAUCGACAAACCAGAGAAACUGGCCCCGUCUCCUGAUGAUUCAAAGUUCUUGAUGAAAACUUUCAGCCAGAUCAAAUCAAAUGUGGCUGUGCCUAUCAAGAAAAAGUAUUCCCCUGCCUUCCAGGUCAAGGAAAACAAAGAGAAGGAACGUCUGGAGAGGCGGCUGCUGGAUGAGCUAUACAAGAUAUUCAUGGACUCGGACUCUUUCUAUUACAGCAUGACCUACGACCUGACAAACACUGUGCAGCGACAGGGAGGCUCGGAUAAAUCCAGUUUACCUCUGUGGAAACAGGUGGAUGACCGUUUCUUCUGGAAUAAGCACAUGAUCCAAGAUCUAAUUGACCUUCAGGUGCCAGAGGUGGACUUCUGGGUGGUACCAAUCAUCCAGGGCUUUGUUCAGGUGGAGGAACUGGUGGUGAACUACAAUGAGACAUCUGAUGAGGAGAGGAGCAGCCCUGAGACCCCACCGCAGGAGGUCACCUGUGUUGAUGACAUUCAUCCCCGCUUCACUGUGGCCCUGAUCUCCAGACGUAGCCGUCACCGUGCAGGGAUGCGGUACAAACGCAGGGGAGUGGAUACUGAUGGCCAUGUGGCGAACUAUGUGGAGACAGAGCAGUUGAUCCACGUGCACAGCCACACUCUGUCCUUUGUGCAGACUCGUGGCUCUGUGCCUGUCUUCUGGAGCCAGGCUGGGUACCGCUACAACCCCCGGCCACGCUUAGAGAAAGGAGAGAGGGAAACCAUGUCUUACUUUGCUGCUCACUUUGAAGAACAGCUUAAACUCUACAAUACGCAGGUCAUCAUUAACUUGGUCGAUCAAGGUGGACGCGAGAAGAUAAUUGGCGACGCAUAUCUGAAGCAAGUCCUUCUUUACAACAAUCCAAAACUCACAUACGUUUCGUUUGACUUCCAUGAGCACUGCCGAGGUAUGAAGUUUGAGAAUGUGCAAAUACUGACAGAUGCGAUCUCUGACAUCAUCACAGACAUGAAGUGGGCUUGGGUGGAUCAGGCCGGAGUUAUCUGCAAGCAGGAGGGUAUCUUCAGAGUCAACUGUAUGGACUGUCUUGACAGAACCAAUGUGGUCCAGGCUGCUGUUGCUCGGGUGGUGAUGGAGCAACAGCUGAAGAAACUGGGUGUGAUGCCUCCUGAGCAGCCUCUGCCCGUCAAGUGCUACAGGAUUUAUCAGAUCAUGUGGGCCAAUAACGGAGACACCAUCAGCAGACAGUACGCAGGCACAGCAGCGCUGAAGGGCGAUUUCACCAGGACGGGUGAGAGGAAACUGGCUGGUGUGAUGAAGGAUGGUGUGAAUUCAGCCAACCGCUACUAUCUGAACCGCUUCAGGGAUGCUUACAGACAAGCAGUCAUUGACCUAAUGAUGGGCUUGCCAGUGACGGAGGACCUCUACUCCAUCUUCAGUAAGGAGAAGGAGCAUGAAGAGAAGGAGAAAGAGAGCCAGAGAGGAGCACAGGAGCAGGUCAGCCUCCUGCUGCAGACAUACAUGCAGCUUUUACUGCCUGAUGACGAGAAGUUUCACGGCGGUUGGGCCCUCAUCAACUGUGACAUGAGCCUCAUCGAUGCAAACAACAAAGACGUGGAUGUGCUGCUUCUUUUGUCCGACAAAGCAUAUUAUAUUGCUUACUACGAUGAAGAAGCAGAUAAAGUCAACCAAUACCAGCGACUCAAUUUGGAGGGUUUGGAAAAGAUAGAGAUCGGUCCGGAGCCGACUCUGUUUGGGAAGCCAAAGUUCUGCUGCAUGCGUUUGCAUUACAGGAAUGAGGAGACGAGUGGAUACUUCCACACGCUGAGAGCAGCAACACGAAACCCUGAGGAUGAUGGAAAAGACACGUUACAAUGCAUAGCUGAGAUGCUUCGCAUAACUAAACAGGCCACGGGGCUAGACCUGCUUGUGGUUGAAAAGAAGCUGGAGAGGCGGCAGAGUAAACCUCAUGAGGAUAUAAUGGGCAUCCAGAACAAACCUGCUGACCAGGGACAGGGUAGCUCGGGUUUGGCACAGGGCAAAAGUUUCCUCCUCAACAAAUUCUCCUCUCUCAAUCAGAAAGUGAAACAGACCAAGACAAAUGUAAACAUCGGCCCCUUCAAGCCUCUCGGGAAGCUUGGCACCUUCUCUAAGCCUGAUGUAAAAGUCAAUUUCCUAAAGCCAACUAUGCAUGUCAACCUGUGGAAGUCGGACAGUAGCUUGGAGACAUCAGAUAACAACCCUGGCGGAGCCCUGAAAGAUAUCGGUGAUGAGCACUCUGACAUCUCCGACGACUCUGACUCCUAUAAUUCUGAUCCAGAGCACCCGUGUUCUGGCUCUUUAGAGAACGUGGACUAUGUGCUGCCCAGCUGUGGCAUUGUAGCAUCAAACCCACGACUGGGCAGUCGCUCCCAGUCAAUUGGUAGCGUAGAACUAAAUAUUCCCUCUGUUAUCCGGGUCACUGGCUGUGACGGGAAGCAGGAAAGCCCUUCUCAAGUCAGUGAUGACAAGUCCCCAGGGGCCGCCUCGGUGGCUGAGGAAGCCAUCCUGAUUGACUUUGGUACUCCCAUCGAUGCUUACUGCCACCAGUUUAUCCAGGAUGCACAGACCAAACCUGUUGAGGUGUUUGGGGAGCAGCCGCCAGCUGCUGCCCCCCUACUCAACCCUGUGUUGCCUGUGCAGAAUAAAACCCCAGCAGACUCAGACAAGCAGCCAAGCUCCGAGCUGCAACAUCGGCAGGAGGAGCCCCAGCUUCCCAGGCCAUCCCAGCUAGACGUCGAGACGACUACCUCCAAUUCCAACCUCCUCGCCGUCCAGAAGCCUAGCUCUGCUGCUUCAGGAGGCUCUCAGAGGAGUCUGGGUUCACAGAUGGAGGGCAGCCUCGGCCCCUCGCCUGCCGACAGCAAUGGUAGCCGAGUGGUCUCCCCCUUUGCCAAGAUCAAGAGCUCCAUGGUCCAGGUGGCCAGCCUCACACAGGCUGGCCUCACCCAGGGCAUCAACUUUGCUGUGGCAAAGGUACAGAAGAGCCCAGAGCCAGAUGCUGUCAAUGAAGCCCAAGAGAACGAGCUGAAGGCAAUGUUUACACAGUGCCAGACCAGGAUCAUUCAGAUCUAGUGCUUACCAUGUAGCAGGACUUUGUAGUGAUGCGUCGUGUAGAAACUUCCUGUGUGGUAGCAGUAGCAAAAGCUUGCACAUAGCGUCACUAUACGGCCAAGAAACACGCUCCUAAAUUUACCCCCAUGUUAAAGAUUACUCUUGUACAGGACUCAGACAUACAUUUGAAAUCCCGACAUGACAGUGACCAUGUUUACAUGCACAUAAUUGUGGAUUCCCUCUUAAAAGAACACUGACCUUAUUUAUAUAAGGGACGUUAUAUAAGCUUAUGUCUCUUUUGCCAUCCAACCGUUGCAAACUGAUUCUUUCUUUUAUGGUUUAAUAAGCAGUCUUCAUCAGUAUAUUAAUUUCCUUGUGAAAAUAACAAUAAUGGCGAUACCAUAACAUUUCUGAUAUGUAUGUCUCAAAAUACCAGUACUUAGUACUAGGGCUGCACGAUAUGUAAAAAAAAAAAAUCAUACUGCAAUUGUUUUGACAGUUUUUACAACUGCAAAAUGAUUCAUGAUUAUUGGAAAUGAUAACUUUAGCAUUUUUCACUGAAAAACAAAAUCAUGACUAAACAACUUUUUGGAUGACUAUUCAAAACAAUCCGGUUUUCUCACAUCUGGAGAGCAAGAAUUAUUGGCCAGGGAAUCUCUGCAGCACAAUACUUUUUACUCUUAAUUAAAAAACUGCAGCUUCUUAUGGUUUGGAUAUUGGCCUUAGCCCUAUUGCAAUUUUGAUCAUGUUUCAAAUAAUUUGUGCAGCCCUACUCUGAGCCCUAAGCCCUAAGCUCAGUAUAAAAAAUGGCAUAUAGGAAAUGUUUGAGUAUUGAGUACUUGAGGAAUCUGCUCUAAUUCUUGUGUCUAUGAAAACAUUUGAUUUAAAUGUUUGUGCGUCCAAAUCCUCAAUCACUCCAGAAAUACUGCCACUGUUCAAUAGUUCUGGUAAGUACAGUUUUCUUAUCUUAUGUCGAUGAUAAUCUCAUAUUGGUCACAAUAGGACAUAACCUAGACAUAAUAAGGUAUUUAGGUUUGAAACUUGUGUACUUCCAGAGUGGUAUGCAGCAUAUAUUUUGUGCAUGUAAACAUGUCACUAUCCUUCGUGAAAAAAGAAAACAUUCUUUUGGCCACAUCGUUGCAUGUGAGGUUAAUGGUAACAAAUGAUAAUGACAAGGCAGGUAAACAUGAGCUGCAUGUUGCAAGACCAACUCUGACUUUAUCAUGUACUGUAUGUCAUCCUGCACAUUUUGUGACAUAGACCUCGUAAUGACCCAAUUUGUAACAGUUGUUGUAGAAUCCAACCAAAUAUCUUUUGUGAGUGACUCCCAAAGGACAGUUCAAUGUUAACUAUUACCCUUUGUAUAGCUGUCAGGAACUAGACGACAUACUGUACGUAGUAAUAUCUGUAAUAUCCAUGUUGUCAAGUGUAACUUAGAAGAUAUACUGUUAUAGAAAUAAUGACUACACACAACCUUAGUAAGAGUACCCUGGCUGUCGAUAUGUACAGUGAGUAUUGUAUGUUUAUCUGUUCCCUGAGUAGAGCCUUCCCUUCAGCUUUUUGUAUUGAUGGCAGGGUGGCAGCUUGUUCAAAGAGGUUUGAGCAUUAUAUUUUGAAAAAGAAGGCCCAGUAUGGUCAUUGCUAACCACAAAUAACCAGAAAACUACUGGUUGGAGUUGUUUUUGAUAGAUAUAUGUAUUGAAAUAACUAUUCCGCUAAUGGUUGUACUAAUUAACUAUGAGGGUUUGUACAAACGGAGUCCCCGGCCGGCGUUGUACAUUGACGUUGCAUGUUUGACAAAGACAGGAGAGUAGCAUAUAGUAGGUAUAUAUGCAAUUGCACCCACCCAGUUAUUAGAAACACUGACGCUUUAUGCACUCCCCAAACUGAAAGCAUAUUUGCCUUAACAGGGAAUUUAAGUGGGAUUAUGUAUAUCAGGUAUUUAUGGCAAAAUCUACCUUUUUAAGUCCAUUCUAACAUGUUACAUUUGGUGUACUGUACAAACAAUCAUGUUCAGGGUUAUUGUAUAUCAUCAUGCUUUAUCUUGGGAUGUUUCCUCUACUGGCACAUACAUUCUCCAUGGAAGUGAGCAGGUGUUGUGAGUUGGCUGUGUGUAUGUGCUGUACAGUUAUGUGUGAGGUUGUGAGUGCUCGCCUUAGAGCUUCCAGUCAUAUUUGUGCUAUGAAUUUGUAUUGCUUUACCUUAACCGCAAGAGGUGAGGUUUUGCCUCUUUGGUCACCAAUUAAAGAAAGCGUUCACCCCAAAACUCCAGGUAAGAGGAAAAAUAUGUCGUUUUGAUUUUGGUGUGAACAGCCCCUUUAAACGGUGACGAUUUUCGACAGCUUGAUAGUCCUACACAAAAAAUAAUGAACCUUCGCCACUUUAUCCCUCUGCUGUGUACGUUUUGUCUAUUUAUGAUAAAUAAUAAUAAUCUUGUAUGCCUCGAGCUGAAAUAUCCCAAGAUAAACCGUCACAACUUUCAUAUUUUUGUGUUACAUUUGCCUGUUUUUUCUGCAUUACGCUCGCUCACCAGCAGAUACAGUGUGGGAUCCUUGUAUAUUUUAUGACAUUAACUGUGUUAAGUGAGACAGUGGGCUGCUUCGUGGGUGCUACAUUAUAUAGUUAUUGAACCUGCUGAUAGCGUGUGGUGCUGCCAAAGCUUUAAGGUAAUAGCUGUAAUGCUAAGUUUUAAGUGCAGGGGGUAAAAGGUGUUUUUAGAAACUUUUCCUUCAGGAUCGCAAACACUGGAGCAGUUCUCAAGCAGAGCAGAAACGUAUUCUGUCCUUAACCGGCUGCAUUAAGCUACAAGGAACAGUAGUCCUCAACAUUCCUGAUAGAGACCACAAUGCUAGAGUGUUGGUGUCUGGUUUUUAUAUGCAAAAGCCAGCAGUUAUAUUUGAUCCUAUAUUUGCUGGGUGAGAUUUUUCUCCUUUCCUUUUGUUUACACCAAGUGCUUUUGCAACCACCUCUUCAUUUGUCGUCUGUGGUUGUCCUCCCUUCCAAUAAGAACCCCAGACCAUAACAAACUAUCAUGUGAAAAGAGGUCUUAAAGCAUUUGAUUUGCACUGUUUAAGCACAUUUUCUAGCAUUAGAACCAUUCCAUCCAGAUGUCUGUGGUCAUUUCUCUCCUCUUUACCAACUGACUGUUGUCAUUGUUUUCCACGGUGUACUGAGAUUGUAUUGUAUAUUAAAGUAUCCUAUUUAUUCUUA